UAUAUUCCAAAAUCACCCAAAAUUUGAAGUUGGUGUCCCCUUUCCCUUUUCCCUCUAUUCUCUCCUUUGUAUUUGUAUAGUUCAGUUCUGUGGUUGCCGACGCAACGUCUAUCGCACACACGCAUCGCUCUUCACUCUCUCACUCUCACGGAGAGCGCCAGAAAGAUCGCAAAUGCAAGACAUUUUCGGAUCAGUUCGCAGAUCACUGGUAUUCCGCGGUUCGCCGGAGAGCGAUGAGACCUCGCUCGGAGUCGGAGGAAGCCUCGUCGAUAAGAUCAGUUAUUGUAUACGAACUUCCAGAGUCUUCUCCAAACCCUCGCCGCCGUCGCCUUCGCCGUCUAUUCCUGAGGACGCUGCGCCUCCGAUCCGAUGGCGGAAAGGCGAGUUGAUCGGUUGCGGUGCCUUUGGCCAAGUCUACGUUGGAAUGAAUAUCGAUUCCGGAGAGCUUCUGGCGGUUAAACAGGUUUUGAUUGCGGCGAGUAGUGCUUCGAAGGAGAAGGCACAGGCUCACAUAAAAGAGCUAGAAGAAGAAGUUAAAUUACUUAAAGACCUUUCUCAUCCAAACAUUGUUAGAUAUUUGGGUACGGUCAGAGAAGAGGACACCCUAAAUAUUCUCUUGGAGUUUGUUCCAGGUGGAUCCAUAUCAUCGCUGUUGGGGAAGUUUGGGGCUUUCCCUGAGGCUGUAAUAAGAACCUACACGAAGCAGCUACUACUUGGACUUGAAUACUUGCACAAAAAUGGAAUCAUGCACAGAGACAUUAAGGGGGCCAAUAUUCUGGUAGAUAAUAAAGGGUGCAUAAAACUUGCAGACUUUGGGGCAUCCAAACAGGUCGUUGAGCUGGCAACCAUUUCCGGGGCCAAGUCCAUGAAGGGUACUCCAUAUUGGAUGGCUCCAGAAGUUAUUCUCCAGACCGGGCAUAGCUUCUCUGCUGACAUAUGGAGUGUGGGUUGUACCGUGAUUGAGAUGGCCACUGGAAAGCCUCCCUGGAGUCAGCAAUACCAACAAGAGGUUGCUGUUCUCUUCCAUAUAGGGACAACUAAGUCUCAUCCACCAAUCCCUGAUCAUCUUUCUGCUGCAGCAAAAGAUUUUCUGCUAAAAUGUUUGCAGAAGGAACCGGUCUUGAGGUCAUCAGCAUCAGAACUGCUGCAGCAUCCCUUUGUAACUGGUGAACAUAUGACUUCUCUUACUUUGUCAUCUAAUGUCACGGAAAAUUUUAUAGCUUCAUCACCAUCAUGUACCCCAAAUGAUGAAUCCAUCCUUUGCUCUUCAACAGUAAAUCCUCUGGACUCGGGAAAUAAACAAUUGUGGGGAAUGAGCAAUGAUGAUGAUGAUAUGUGUGUGAUUGACGACAAAGAAGAGUUCUCGCAUAAUGAUGUUAAAUACAAAUCACUGAUGUCAACUGAUAUUGAGAGUUUCAACCCAAUGUCUGAUCCCUCUGAUGAUUGGGGGUGUAAAUUUGAUGCAAGUUCAGAACUGGAAAAUCGAGAGGUCAAUUUUGUCACAGAUGAAAAUUACAUGCCACCUGAUCAGUCAGGGGAUGAUAAGGGGCAGCCAGAUUUUUCCUUUCCAGGUGUCCCAUCUCUUUCAGAGGAAGAUGAUGAACUCACAGAGUCAAAAAUCAAAGCCUUUUUGGAUGAGAAGGCUCUUGAACUGAAAAAGCUACAGACACCUUUAUAUGAAGAGUUUUACAACAGUUUAAAUACAUCUUGUUCUCCCAAUGUUGACAGGACAAGUGAUGAUACUGCUUCUCGAAAUUUUUUGAAAUUACCUCCUAAAAGCAGGUCACCUAAUCGAGUACCAAUCAGCACACCAUCUAAAGCCAUCGAUAAUACUGGAAGUCCUGGAAGUAAUGGCCAGUCCUCAUCUACUGUUGGCCAUGUAAAUAACCAUACUUCUCAGGAUAUUCCAGCAUCUCCCCUUAAUGAAUGGAAAGGAGUGAUAGUUGACUCUCAGCAGCAGCCUAGUAGCCCAAGUCUAAGCUUUUCUGAGAGACAGAGGAAAUGGAAAGAAGAGCUUGACCAGGAGCUUGAGAGAAAGCGAGAAAUGAUGCGUCAGGCUGGCAUGGGCGGAAAGACAUCUUCACCAAAGGAUCGAGCUUUACAUCGGCAGAGGGAGCGAACAAGAUUUGCUUCUCCCAGCAAAUAAGAAACUCGUUAGAGUGUUCAUGCUGCGUUAACUACUGAGAUUGCAAACACGUGUUACUGCAGUUUUCCUGAGGUCGUUAAUGUUAUAUAUCCAAUUGGGCCUUUUUGCCUUAUAAAAAAAAUCACAUGCUAAUCUUUGUCGUAUUGUUGUGCCAUGUAAAGCUUUUUAUACAUGCUUUACUUUGAAAAUUUUUACUUUUCUUUGGGGUUUUAGAGAUGCAUGGCCGUCAACUUUAUGCCCUUUUUGUAUUAUGAAAAUAGAAAUAAUCAGAACUAUGUGGCACAAGAUUGCCUAUGAAUCUGUUGCCACUUGUC
Vigna angularis (adzuki bean) is the source of this 2460-nucleotide messenger RNA. RefSeq names its product mitogen-activated protein kinase kinase kinase ANP1. Gene Ontology annotation, biological process: protein phosphorylation. Lineage: Eukaryota; Viridiplantae; Streptophyta; Magnoliopsida; Fabales; Fabaceae. The record is from RefSeq and is a predicted model, not a curated record. Gene Ontology annotation, molecular function: protein kinase activity; ATP binding. The coding region runs from base 173 to 2146 and encodes 657 amino acids. The transcript has 17 exons.